GGGGAAGGCUGUGAUACGUGAAGCCAGGUGAGGGUAAAGGUGGGUGGAUAGGAGAGGAUGAAUUGAGAAGCGAGGAGGUGAUGGGUGGAAAAGGUAAAGGGCUGAAGAAGAAGGAAUCCGAUAGGAGAGGAGCAUUUACUUCCACCAUCUUCAACGAAGUUCUACCACCAAAUACCUCUUCACCCACCCCAAUCCCCAUAUUCUGCCGGCAUCGCUUGCUCCGUGAUUCCCUUGUCCAUUUGUUCCUGCCCACUGAUCUCCCUCCUGGCACUUAACUCUGCAAGAGAAGAAGGGCUACACCUGCCCAUUCACCUCUUUCCUCACCUCCAUUCAGGACCCUAAACAGUCUUUCCAGGCGAGACAAUACUUCUACUGUAUCAGGCGAUCGCGAUGCCACUUCCUCUACCUCAGUGAGACCCCAGCGUAAACGGGGGCUGCUUUGUUGAGCACCUUUGCUCUAUCUGCAACAAGUGGACAACUAUUUUAAUUCCAAUCCCCAUUCCCAUUCAUACGUGUUCAUCCAUGGACCCCUCUACCGCAAGGUCCGGCUAUUCUCAGGUGUGAAUUCUGUCUGGAUAGCCUCCACCCUGAUGGCAUGAACUUUGACUUAUCAAAUUUCUGAUCAUUUAUGCCCCUCCCCCUCUUCUUCCAUUCCCCAUUAUGGUUCCCCUCUUAAUUUUUCUCUUCUCCUUAUCUGCCUAUCAACUCCCUCUGGUGCUCCUCCUCCUUCCCUUUCUCCCAUGGUUUGCUCUCCUCACUUAGCAAAUUCCAUCUCCUUCAGCCCUUAGCCUUUUUCACACAUGACCUCUCAGAUUAUCUCUUCAUCUCCCCUCCCUCACCAACCUGGCCCACCUAUCACCUUUGAGCUUAUACUCCUCCCCCUCUUGGCUCCACCUUCCCCUUCCUUUCCAGUUCUGAUGAAGGGGGCUCGGACCAAAACAUUGACCCUUUGUUCCUUUCUAUAGAUGCUGCCUGGCCUGCUGAUUUCCUCCAGCAUUUUGCAUGGCUUGCUCUGGAUUUUCAGAGUUGCAGAACCUCUUGUGCUUAUGAUUUAUUGACCGACCCACUAGUCCCUCCAGCACUUGAGAUGUGUUAUUAAAAAGCAACAAUGACUCAGAAAGACUCUGCCUCCGAACUUGCUGCUGAAAACAGAAAUAUGAUAGAUAGCGAAUAGAAAAAAUGCAGAAAGAUAAACAACGCAUGAUAAGAGAAGCUUAAAAGCUGUGGUGUCUCCAUUAGAAAAGUGCCAUACUCUUUUCCUUUGCUGAAGUUACAACCGCCUUGAAUCUAUUACUUUUGACCACGGCAGUAAGUGAAAGGUUGUAUAAUUCAGAUGUUCCCCAUUCUCACCUUGAGAGGAUGAAAUGAACAAACAUUGUAGGAUAUCCCAAACCAGAAAAUGUCACAGUGGGAAUCUCAAGUCUUUAUGGUGGAAGAUAUGCAUUGCUGAUCAGGAUUUGUUGCUACGGGGCGUGCAAAGCCAGAGCUUUCCAUUUCACCACUCCUUGUUACUUUGGUAUUUGCAAUACAAAAACUUGCUCCUUGAACUCAUAAAAAGAACCUGUUGCUCACUAUCCCUGUUGUAACUUGUCACCCUUGAAACAACAGCUUACCCAUGAACCGGAAAGGUGACUGAGUUCUGCAGCUGAGUUCUGCUUCCAAAUUAAAUUUGUGUGUUGUAUGUCAUUCAAAUUCAGCUACAACCGUGAGUGUGCUCCAUACAGAUCGGUGUGAUCAGCAAUUUUCAAGAUGGAUAGUCCUGGAUGGAAAAGCAGAUUGCAGAUUGCAUGUGCUCUUAGCAUUUUCAUCAUGCUGCCUUGUCCAGUCACACAAGGGGCUAAAAUAUUGGUUGUACCUGUGGAUGGAAGUCAUUGGAUCAAUAUGGAGAUUCUAAUAGAAAAACUAAAAGAACACGGACACAAUAUCACAGUGCUUUCUUACUUACCAACUUUCUAUUUAAAAGAAAGACCAGAUCUCUUUGAAUUCAUAAGGACUAAACAAGAGAAAGAUAUUGAACAACUUGAACUUAUGAAGUGGAUUGAAUAUCUUGUGCAAAAUUCAUUGGAAAGCUUCCAGAAUAGUUGGGCAACAUGGGGCAAAAUUAAGUUGCUGUUAACUUUUAAUCUUUUCAGGUAUCAUUUACAUAGAUCUUUUCAGCAUGAAACCAGGGCAAUAUUUGAAAACAAAAGCUUGUUAAACCGACUUAAGAAUGCAGAUUUUGAGAUAUUGCUUGCAGAUCCCGUUUUAGUUGCUGGUCCAAUGCUUGCUUAUUAUUUAAAAGUCCCAUUGGUGUAUAAUGUUCGAUGGCUUCCUUUUGGAGAAGCUCAUUUUCAUUUUGCUCCAUCGCCACUUUCUUACAUCCCAAAUCCAGGCUCACACUUUACAGAUCAAAUGAAUUUUCUCCAGAGAACAGAAAACAUUGUGCACUAUCUUAUUCAUCUAGUCACCUCAGAAUUAUUUAUAUACCCAAUAUAUAAAGAAAUCUGUCAUCAACAUCUGGGACCAGACACAGACAUCCAAACGCUUCUCUUGAGGGCUGAUUUGUUGCUAAUGAGAAUGGAUUUUGUGUUUGAAUUCCCAAGACCCACCAUGCCAAAUAUUGUCUACAUUGGAGGCUUCCAGUGUAAACCAGCCCGACCACUAGCGGCAGAGUUUGACGAGUUUGUUCAAAGCUCAGGAAAGCAUGGACUUAUUGUGAUGUCAUUAGGAUCUAUUAUACAUUCCUUGCCAAAGCAGAUUACAAUGGAAAUAGCUGAGGCAUUCGCUCAAGUACCCCAGAAGGUGAUUUGGAGAUAUGAUGGAGAAAUCCCUCCCAAUGUAGGUAAUAAUACACUACUGAGAAAAUGGAUCCCUCAGAACGACCUUCUGGGACACCCCAACACCCGAGUCUUCAUUUCGCACGGUGGUACCAAUGGCAUUUACGAGGCCAUCUACCAUGGGGUGCCAGUGAUUGGCAUGCCUCUUAUUUUUGACCAGUUUGACAAUAUAGUCCGACUUGAAUCCCGAGGUGCAGCCAAGAUGCUUAAUGUUGUAACCAUGCAUUCAGCAGAUCUAUUGCAGGCACUUAAUGAGGUGAUAAAUGGCACAUUUUACCGGGACAACAUGAAGAAACUCUCUGCCCUCCACCGGGACCAACCAGAGUCCCCAAUGGAGCGAGCCGUUUUCUGGAUUGAGUACGUUGCCCGACACAAAGGAGCAGGCCAUUUGCAUUCUGAAUCCUACCGACUGCCCUGGUAUGUUUACUAUUGUGUGGACGUGAUGGGCUUACUGUUGUCCAUGUUGCUCAUGGUCACAGUGCUGAUGGUUGUAGCACUGAAGAAACUUUGUCGUAUUGCAUGUGGAGGAAAACAAAAGACCGAGUGAGGUUACACUAUUUUGUAUUGGGAUAUGGUGCUUUAUGUUCUUUAGAAUUAAUUGAUUUUUUUUCUGAAGUUAUUCCAUGGAACAUUCUUUCCAGAUUUUAUGAAUUUAGCAAAGGCUACUCUGGGAAUAAAUCAUUAGCAAUAGACGCAUUAUAAUAUAGACUUUGUGCUUUGAUAUACACAAAAGAAUUGAAACUACCUGAUCCACAUUUCACAGGGAAAACAGGGGAUGUAAAAGAGUAAAGUGACUAGAGGUAUAAGGGAAAGCAGACUAAUUCAGCUGACCUAUGAAUAAAGAAAUAUUCUUUUGAAAUGUAUUUGAUUUUAAUGCUUCUUCAUGUCAGUCAAAUUAUUUUUAUCACUCAUGAAUCCUAGAGAUAUUUUGAUCUAAAAAUUAUGCAAGAAAUGUCAAAGUUUAGUGUCAAGUGUAUCUUUGAUGCUGAUUGCAGUACAGAGUAAAUAGUUUUCAAUGUGCAGGAAAAAUGUAUUUACACAUAUUGUCUGCAGACAAGUGGGCAGCAAUAUCAAGCGAUCUGAAAAGGAAUGGUCUGAAGGUUCCCCAAACCUGUUGAGUCACUCAGAUUCCAUCAAUGUAUUGCAUGCAUUAACCUUAACAUGUUUGCUCAACAACAAUCUAUCAAUGUUCAUCAGCCUAUUAUCCCUCUGGACCAGGGGUUCCCAACCUUUUUAAUGUUGUGGAACAAUACCUUUAAACAGGGGGUCUGCGGAGCCCAGUUUGGAACCCAGCUCGAGACUAAGUAGCUUAAGUAACUUGAAUGGAAGGAGUUGCAAAUAUCCUAAACUUGUAACAUGCAAAAUGCCUACACUGGUAUACCCCUCCCCCAAUUUUCAUUCAUUUGUAUCUAUACAUCAUUGUGAUGUCAAGAUUCAAUUGAACACAGGCCUAGGUGACGCAAAUUGUCCUUCUGUUUUAUCCUAUCACUCCUUAACUGUGGUUAUAUUUGCUCUAAGAUGUGAUGUCCCAAAAUGUAGUCUGUCUAGCUUUUGCUUUGUUGGCUUGACAUCUAAUCUAUUUUUAUCAUUUAAUUAUUUAGUGCUUUGUGUACAAUCCCACAACAAUUAGCAUUUAUAUACACAGUAGCCACUCUAUUAGGUAUAUCCUGCAAUAGUCCCUGCAAUUUGUAAUGACCUGUGUGCGCAAAAAUCUUGUGCUGUGCAA
This is a messenger RNA of Hypanus sabinus (Atlantic stingray), 4542 nucleotides long. Its product is annotated as UDP-glucuronosyltransferase 2C1-like. The record is from RefSeq and is a predicted model, not a curated record. Lineage: Eukaryota; Metazoa; Chordata; Chondrichthyes; Myliobatiformes; Dasyatidae. Gene Ontology annotation, molecular function: UDP-glycosyltransferase activity. The transcript is spliced from 3 exons. The coding region runs from base 1750 to 3363 and encodes 537 amino acids.